AUGUUUCAAAGUUAUGUCUUUUUUAUUAACACCGGUCGUAAAAUGGUACGGAAUCACAAUGGAUUGCCGGAACGUGGUUCCUGGUCAUCAAAACUCGACUUCAUAUUAUCUGUUGUGGGUUUUGCUAUCGGACUUGGCAAUGUUUGGCGAUUUCCAUAUUUAUGCUAUAAAAAUGGUGGCGGUGCCUUCCUUAUACCAUAUUUCUUGACUCUAAUAUUGGCGGGAAUACCAAUGUUUUUUAUGGAAUUAGCGCUUGGACAGAUGCUAACGAUCGGUGGGCUGGGGGUUUUUAAGAUUGCGCCCAUAUUUAAAGGUAUUGGCUAUGCUGCUGCCGUAAUGUCUUGCUGGAUGAACGUUUACUAUAUCGUCAUUCUGGCAUGGGCCGUUUUUUACUUCUUCAUGUCUAUGAAAGCAGAUGUACCUUGGCGUUCUUGCAAUAACUUCUGGAAUAUCGUAAAUUGUGUAAACCCAUACGAGCGCAACAACUUAAAUUGCUGGGAGGAUUCGAUAAAUGGAACAGUAAAGAAAAUUUGCUCUUUAGCCGCAGCAAAUAUCAGCACAUCAGAGUUAACAGAUCCAGUUAAAGAAUUCUGGGAACGUGGUGCACUGCAAAUUACCGAUGGCAUCGAACAUAUUGGCAGCAUACGCUGGGAAUUGGCGGGCACUCUGUUAUUGGUAUGGAUUGUAUGCUACUUCUGUAUAUGGAAAGGUGUGAAAUGGACAGGCAAAGUAGUUUACUUCACUGCACUCUUCCCGUACGUCUUGCUAACCAUAUUACUUAUACGCGGCAUAACCCUGCCAGGCGCAUUUAAAGGCAUCAAAUUCUACGUGAUACCGAAUUUUUUAAAGCUUACAGAAUCAGAAGUUUGGAUUGAUGCAGUUACACAAAUUUUUUUCUCUUAUGGACUUGGACUUGGCACAUUAGUUGCGCUGGGCAGUUAUAAUAAAUUCACGAAUAAUGUCAACAAAGAUGCCUUAAUUGUAUGCACGGUUAAUUCAAGUACAAACAUGUUUGCUGGUUUUGUGAUAUUCUCUGUUGUCGGCUUUAUGGCACAUGAGCAACAAAGACCGGUGGCAGAAGUAGCUGCAUCUGGUCCUGGCUUAGCAUUUUUGGUAUAUCCAUCGGCGGUGCUACAAUUACCUGGUUCACCAUUGUGGUCUUGUCUGUUCUUCUUUAUGUUACUGCUUAUCGGGCUCGAUUCACAAUUCUGUACAAUGGAAGACUUUAUUACGGCUAUAAUUGAUGAAUGGCCACAAUUGUUGCGUAAACGAAAAGAGAUAUUUAUAGCCAUCGUAUGCAUAUUGAGCUAUCUGGUUGGUCUGACUUGCAUCUCACAGGGCGGCAUGUAUAUAUUCCAAAUAUUGGACUCGUAUGCGGUUAGUGGUUUCUGUCUAUUAUGGCUGAUAUUCUUCGAAUGCAUAUCAAUUUCGUGGUGUUAUGGCGUGGACCGUUUCUAUGAUGGUAUAAAGGAUAUAAUCGGUUAUUACCCCAUGGUCUGGUGGAAGUUUUGUUGGUGUGUUACAACCCCGCUCAUCUGCCUAGGAGUAUUCUUUUUCAACAUAAUACAAUGGAAGCCGAUAAAAUAUUUAGACUAUAACUACCCUUGGUGGGCACAUGCGUUUGGUUGGUUUACUGCCUUGUCGUCGAUGCUAUACAUACCCGCUUACAUGUUUUGGCUAUGGAGACGAACACCUGGAGAAACAGGCCAGAAAAUUCGAGCGAUCGUACGAAUAGAUGAAGAUAUUAAGCACCUCAGAGAGAAAAUGCAGCAAGAUACAGCUAAAACAGUGGAACUUUAUACACUCUAAGGCAUUGUCUAAAUUAGCACCAUAUAGCAUUAAUUAAUAAUUUCCUAAUCAUUUAAUUACAAUACAUCAGAAUUAACGUAUUAAAAAUAAUAAG
Zeugodacus cucurbitae (melon fly) is the source of this 1903-nucleotide messenger RNA. Its product is annotated as sodium- and chloride-dependent GABA transporter 1-like. The coding region runs from base 1 to 1809 and encodes 602 amino acids. Gene Ontology annotation, biological process: sodium ion transmembrane transport. The transcript has 11 exons. Lineage: Eukaryota; Metazoa; Arthropoda; Insecta; Diptera; Tephritidae. The record is from RefSeq and is a predicted model, not a curated record. Gene Ontology annotation, cellular component: membrane.